This is a messenger RNA of Gadus macrocephalus (Pacific cod), 3395 nucleotides long. Its product is annotated as transcription elongation factor A protein 3-like. Gene Ontology annotation, biological process: DNA-templated transcription. The transcript is spliced from 26 exons. Lineage: Eukaryota; Metazoa; Chordata; Actinopteri; Gadiformes; Gadidae. Gene Ontology annotation, molecular function: zinc ion binding; nucleic acid binding. The record is from RefSeq and is a predicted model, not a curated record. Gene Ontology annotation, cellular component: nucleus. The coding region runs from base 170 to 2998 and encodes 942 amino acids.
UGAAUCGUUGACCAGGUGGUCAGCAGCAGGACGCGCCCCUCCGCUCAAUGGACGGUGCCGUGCGUAAAGCUCAAUUCAUGUCCGAGACAAACUUUUCAUAUUUUUCUCUGUUUGAACUUUGCUUUCAAUAAAAGAUUGCUUGCUCGCUUACAUCCAAACUAAUGCCGUGAUGACACGUGAAGAAGAUCUCGUCCGCAUCGCAAAAAAACUGGACAGAAUGGUGUCUAGAAAUAACACGGAGGGGGCCUUGGACGUUCUGAAGGAGCUGAAUGAUUUCAAUAUGACUGUCAAACUUCUUCAGGAUACCAGGAUUGGCAUGUCUGUGAACAACAUCAGGAAACAUUGCUCUGAUGCAGAGGUCAUCGCCUUAGCAAAGUUUCUAAUUAAAGACUGGAAAAGGCUUUUAGACAUCAACAAUCUAGUUGGUGGGUUCUUUCUAACAGAACCUGCCGAGCCUAAGAAAGAGAAACUUGAUGACAAGAACGGUGUGGGCCCCAGUAAGAGAGCGGUUUCUCCCAACCUCUUUGAGACAGACAGCAGCCCAAGGAGAGAGGAUGUGGGGGGGCCACGGGAGUCCUUGCCUGACAAGAAUGACUCAGAUAAACACAAAGAAGAGCAACGGCAUCAAGACGAAGACCUCCAUGACCACAGCAAGACAAGCGGGGAAGCGAAGAGGGAAAAACGCGCAAGCGAACCCGUUAACAAAACUCACCCGGGCGGGAGGGAAGCCAACGGAGACCGCCAGCGGGAAACCGACAGGACGGACGGACGCACGUCGCCCAGAGACGUUGCUCCUCCUGCCCCCGAUAGAAGAGCGGACCGCGGUGGAGAGGGACGUCCCCCAGACCCCCGGGAGGGGGAGGGCCGCCAGCAGUCCCCCCGACGGGGGAAACACCGAGACGAAGACACAGAGAAGAUGAGGAAGAAGAGGAGACGAGCGGUGGAGCUGGAGAAGAGGGAGGACCCCGAAAAGUUCCGGUCCCACGACAAGACCAGAGAGAAGAGAUUCACUGAGAACGCGGGGACUGAGAGGCACGCCGGAGACCGUAGGCUAGAGAGGUGGACGCACGGGCCUCCGGGAGAGAGACACCGCGACGAGCCACGGAGAGAGAGGCGGUUGCCCGAGCAACGACCACUGUUUGAAAGGCGAGGAGUGAUGGACAGCAGCAUCCUCUAUCCGACCCGUUGCCCUUCUCCUCCUCCCCUCAUUCGCCGCCGUCGCCCCGUUCGCCCCCCUCGGCCCCUACCGACCCCCCUGCCGGCCAAGUGUCCUUCUGUUGAAGUCAAGAAGGACAGGAAGAGGAAGAGCAGCAAAGAGUCGGCCCCUCGUCCCCUUCGCCCCCCGCAGUCCGCCCCCCCGCGCCGCGCCUCCCCAGUGAGGCGGCUCUCGCUGGAGGUCAAGAAGGAGAGGCAAGUGCCACCGGAUCCCAACGCUCCGAUCGCCCCCCUCCCCUUCCAUCUCCAUCCGCCUCCGACAAGAAGAGAACCGCCAGACCCCAACGCCCCGUUUGCUCCUCUACCUUUCCACCUGCACCCCCCUCCCCCUGCCAAGCAUCCCACUGCGGACGGGAAGAAGCCGGUGGCAGAGAUGAAGAAGGAGCCCUCAGACUGCCAGCCUCCCUCGCUGAAGAACUCCCCUGAGCCGCUAAAGAAAGACAGAAAAGACUCAUCGGAGGGCAAAGGGGUCAAAAAACAUUCACUGGAAGUCAAAAAAGAAAGGAAACAUUCAAGUGAUCUUAAACCACCUCUGCAGAAAAAGCCCACGUUGGAUGUGACGAAAGAGAAGCACAGGAAGGACUCUUCUGACUCAAAGCCAGGACUUCCUGUUAAACUGCUUCCAAUGGAUUUCAAAUCUGACAGGAAGGACUUUUCUGACUCCAAGACCAGUCUUCCUGUCAAAAGACUUUCAAUGGAUUCCAAAGACAGGAAGGACUCUUGUGAUUUAAAGACGGGACUUCCUGUGAAAAGUCUUUCAAUGGAUUCCAAAUCUGAUAGGAAGGAAUCUUCUGACUUCAAUAUGGGACUUCCUGUGAAAAGACUUUCAAUGGAUUCCAAAUCUGACAGGAAGGACUCUUGUGACUCCAAUGCGGGACUUCCUUUGAAAAGACUUUCUUUGGAUUCAAAAAUGGACAGGAAGGACUUUUCUGACUCCGAGCCAGGACUUCCUGUGAAAAGACAUUCGAUGGAUGCCAAAUCUGACAGGAAAGAGUCCACUGAAUCCAAGAAGGCAAGCCCACUGCCAGCGAAAAAACUUGGAGGUGAAAGGAGAGAGUCUCACGGCACCAAACCGUUCAACCCUGUUAAGCCCUCGACUGACGACCCUGAGAGCAAACGAGCCAAAGCCAACUUCCCUCAGACCCCCCCCAGCCCCGCCAGCUCCCUGUCCCCUGGCUUCAGCCCCGGCGGGGGGGCUCUGUCCCCUGGCUUCAGCCCCUGUGGGGGGCCGCUAUCCCCUAGCUUCAGCCCACGGGGGGGUCCCCUGUCCCCGCGCCUGGCCACCGGAGACACGGUCCGGGACAAGUGCAUCGUGAUGCUGUCGGCCGCGCUGCGCACAGACAAUGACUUCAUGGAGUUUGGUGCUAACUGUGAGCAGAUGGCCGUGGACAUUGAGGAUCAUAUCUACCAAGAGAUCCGGGCCACCGACAUGAGGUACAAGAACCGGAUCCGGAGCCGCAUCAGCAACCUAAAGGACCCCAAGAACCCGGGCCUGCGCCGGAACGUGCUGGCGGGGUACAUCGAGAUGACCCGCAUAGCCUCCAUGUCUGCUGAGGAAAUGGCGAGCGACGAGUUGAAGCAGCUGAGGAACGUUCUCACCCAGGAGGCCAUCAGAGAGCACCAAAUGGCCAAGACCGGAGGCACCACCACAGACCUCUUGCAGUGCAGCAAGUGCCGGAAGAAGAACUGUAGCUACAACCAGGUGCAGACCCGUAGCGCUGAUGAGCCCAUGACCACGUUUGUGCUGUGCAACGAGUGUGGAAACCGCUGGAAGUUCUGCUGAUGCCUUCCAGACCAAAUGGGAAUCAUGCUGAUAUCGAUGAAAUUAAAUUAUUUUCUAUGACAAUGUAGACAGGGACGAUUUACAAUACUGCAGCUAAAAGUGUGCUCAUAAUUUAUACUAUGUUAUAUUUUUAAGAUUUGUAAGCAUGUAUGUUUUGACUAAAAUAUAAUAAUAUUUUUGACUUAAAGACUUUUUGCAUGAUUGAAUCAGAGCAAGCUAGCUGGGAUAAACAGGUCACAUAUUUUUGCUUUGGGAAAGCGUUCAUUAGAAUAUAACUAACUCUAAUAAUAAAUUCAAAAUUGCAACUGUUUAAUUUGUAUAUUUCAAAUCCCAGACUGAUUGCAUAGUCUGAAAGUGUUUCUAAACUCCCUAAUUUAAUAAAUAAUCUUGACAAUCA